Bufo bufo (common toad) is the source of this 2364-nucleotide messenger RNA. It is a transcript of the gene KCNA4, whose product is annotated as potassium voltage-gated channel subfamily A member 4. The coding region runs from base 1 to 2061 and encodes 686 amino acids. The record is from RefSeq and is a predicted model, not a curated record. Gene Ontology annotation, biological process: protein homooligomerization; potassium ion transmembrane transport. Gene Ontology annotation, cellular component: voltage-gated potassium channel complex; membrane. The transcript has a single exon. Gene Ontology annotation, molecular function: potassium ion binding; delayed rectifier potassium channel activity; protein binding. NCBI's taxonomy places the organism in Eukaryota, Metazoa, Chordata, Amphibia, Anura, Bufonidae.
AUGGAGGUUGCCAUGGUGAGCGCGGAAAGCUCCGGCUGCAGCAACCACCUGCCCUACGGGUACGCGCAAGCUCGCGCCCGAGAGCGGGAACGCCUGGCACACUCCCGCGCUCAGCAACAGCAGCAGCAGCAACAGCAGCAGCAAGCCGAAGGCGGGAACGCGGGGGGCGUGGCUUGUCAAUCCGCUGGGCGCGCCCCCGCCUCCAAUAUCAACAGUAGUAAUAGUAGUGGCGGCGGCGGCGGCGGGAACGCGAAGCGCGCCCCCCAGCCCGAGCAACAAGCAGCGGCAUCUCAGAGGAGGAAGAAAGGAGGAAACCGGCGCAAGUACUGGCCUCUGGGCGGCUGCCACAGGUGGAGGAGCCGGCACUACCAAGCGGGCAACGAAUGCGGCAGCGGAGGCGCCGGCGGAGGAGGAGAAGAAGACGGAGGCACCUUCCCCUCGGAGCUGGCUCCUUGCGGCUCUGAGGAGAUGAUGCUGAGGGAAGAAGAAGAAGAAGAGGAGGAGGAGGAUGAAGAGCAGAAGUUUUACUUAUGUGGCGGCGGCGGAGAGGAGAGCAGCCGGGACCGGAGCCCCGGUUACCACCCGGUGUACAGCGAGUUCGAGUGCUGCGAGCGGGUCGUCAUUAACGUGUCCGGGCUGCGCUUCGAAACGCAGCUCAAGACGCUGUCGCAGUUCCCGGAGACGCUGCUCGGCGACGCCGAAAAGAGGAUGCGUUACUUCGACCCGCUCCGAAAUGAGUACUUUUUCGAUCGAAACCGACCCAGUUUUGACGCCAUCCUCUACUACUACCAGUCGGGGGGGCGGCUGAAGAGACCGGUCAACGUCCCCUUCGACAUCUUCUCGGAGGAGGUGAAGUUCUACGAGCUGGGGGAGGAAGCGCUGCUCAAGUACCGGGAGGACGAAGGCUUCGUCAAGGAGGAGGAGAAGCGGCUGCCGGAGAACGAAUUCAAGAGGCAGGUGUGGCUGCUGUUCGAGUACCCGGAGAGCUCCGGGCCGGCCCGGGGGAUCGCCAUCGUCUCCGUGCUGGUCAUCCUCAUCUCCAUCGUCAUCUUCUGCCUGGAGACCUUACCUGAGUUCAGGGACGACAAGGACAGCCUGCUGGGCUCCAGGGGGAGUUCGGAUGAGUUCGGGGCGGCUGACAAUGGCACCCUGUGGGCACCGGAGAGCGGGCACACCGCCUUCAAUGACCCCUUCUUCAUCGUGGAGACUGUGUGCAUCGUGUGGUUCUCCUUUGAGUUUGCAGUGAGGCUCUUCGCCUGUCCCAGUAAACCUGGCUUCUUCAGGAACAUCAUGAACGUCAUAGACAUUGUGUCCAUCCUGCCUUACUUCAUCACCCUGGGCACUGAGCUUGGCCAUCAGCCCCAGCAUCAGCAGCAGCACCCCCCCCUGCAGGGCACUGGGCAGCAACAGCAGGCCAUGUCCUUUGCCAUCCUGAGAAUAAUCCGCCUGGUCAGGGUCUUCCGAAUCUUCAAGCUGUCCAGGCACUCCAAGGGUCUGCAGAUCUUGGGGCACACCCUGAGGGCCAGCAUGAGAGAACUUGGGCUUCUCAUCUUCUUCCUCUUCAUCGGGGUCAUCCUCUUCUCCAGCGCCGUCUACUUCGCCGAGGCCGACGAGCCCACCACGCACUUCCAUAGCAUCCCGGAUGCCUUCUGGUGGGCGGUGGUCACCAUGACCACGGUCGGUUACGGAGAUAUGAAACCCAUCACGGUGGGGGGCAAGAUAGUUGGCUCCCUGUGUGCCAUCGCCGGGGUGUUGACCAUCGCCUUACCCGUGCCAGUCAUCGUCUCCAAUUUUAACUAUUUCUACCACAGGGAGACGGAUAACGAGGAGCAGACGCCCUUGGCGGCCAGCAGCUCCAGCUGCCCGUACUUGCCCACCAUCUUGCUGAAGAAGUUGAGGAGCUCGUCCUCUUCCUCUCUCCAGGACAAGUCAGAGUAUCUGGAGAUGGAAGAAGGGCUCAAGGAGUCUGUGUGCGUCAGGGACAAGUCCACCCAGGGCAAUGGCAAUGAGACCAUUAAGUAUAACUGUGUGAAUUCAAAGACGCUGGAGACCGAUGUGUGAAAUUUUAUUUUAUUAUUAUAAUUUUUAUUUUUUAUUUUUAACUUUCUAUUUAGGCAUUGAAGAGUGCGGUGAUUAUUAUAAAAAAAAAAAAAUGAAAAUAUGCAAAUCUGAUCAGAAAAGUACAAAAAACAAAAACUUACUGGGGGUUUCUGAUCAGAUAGGAAAUAUUAAGUGGCUUCCUCUUGUAAGAACAUCCUACCUUGGGACCAGACACAAAUUGCAGAAUUUCAGUGCCUGUUUUUUUAUUUUAUUUUUUUGGCUUUGUGUAUGUAAAGCAACCCAUGUCAGUAACUGCAGAAGAUU